GGGACUUCGCGCCCGCGGCCGCCGUCUCCCCCCAGUCUCCGGCAGGCGGGAGAAGACGAAAGCCAUUGAGAAAUAGGGUGCACGUCACGCCGGAGCCUGUCCCCGAGUCGGACGGAGGGAGGAGGCUCCAUCCCCCCGAACUCCGCGGAGCCGCGAGAUGCAGCGGGGCUGGGCGCUUGCGCUCCUACUCGUGGCAGCGUGGCUGGCUGUGCCAGGCGAUGGCAACGAGGGCAGUGUCACCGGGAGCUGUUCCUGCGACAGAAGACUUUCUUCUGACAAGCCCCCGACAGUUCACGCCAUGGAGCGUUUUCGGAAACUCCUGAAAGCUUACGAUCGCUGUCCACGCUACAUUAGGUUCCAGCUACCUUCCCAAAACCUGUGCGGGGGCAGCAAGGACCAGUGGGUUCAGGACUUGAUGAGCUGCUUUGAUAGACAAGAAUGUGGACAUUCUCACUCGGAAAGUCUGGCCCACAGGAAGGACUUACCUCCCCCCACCAUUCAGAGUCCUGAGCCCACAAAGGGGGCACCUCCAGACAUGGGCACCACUGCCCAGACUUUUCUGCCAGGAUCUACUCUGCAGUCCACCCUUCCACCUGGAACACCGUCCUUGGACAAAGAGUUCCCCCAACCCAGUGAGACCAUCACUCCAAACCAGACUAUGGGGCACAGUCUGGGAGUUAAGUCUGAGGCUGAGAAGAAUCAGAAGCAGCUGGAAGAAAAUGGAGGUCUUACAGUUGAUACAUCAGCCAUGGUGGCAGUGCCGUCCCUACUGGCCAUCGUCUUCCUCCUCACCAUAUUCCUCCUCUACGUGGUGUGCAAGAAAAGAAGGGGACAGUCACUGCAGCACCCCCCAGAUUCGCAGCUUCGUUAUAUACCUGUAGCACCGGAUUCCAAUGCCUGAGUCAAGAACGGAAUUUAUGAGGGCAGAAGUUAUGACUUACUUUUAAAAGUGCUUUGUGCAAUUAAUAGUCUGAUAAAUAUUCUGAACUUGCCAAUUUUGAACACAUGGCUAACCAAUCACUUCCCUCUGGCUUUUUUUUUUUUUAAAUGAUAUAUUCUAAAAUUUGCCUUUCUUGCUGGAUGAGAGCUUGGAGAAAUUUUGUAUGUGUGUUUUUUAACUACUAAAAAUUAUUUUUAUA
Molecule: messenger RNA, 1139 nt
Organism: Tupaia belangeri chinensis (Chinese tree shrew)
Lineage: Eukaryota; Metazoa; Chordata; Mammalia; Scandentia; Tupaiidae
Gene: CXCL16
Product: C-X-C motif chemokine ligand 16
Exons: 5
Coding region: 158-901 (247 amino acids)
Biological process (GO): positive regulation of cell growth; receptor-mediated endocytosis; response to type II interferon
Molecular function (GO): low-density lipoprotein particle receptor activity; scavenger receptor activity; chemokine activity
Source: RefSeq, a predicted model, not a curated record